Clonostachys byssicola is the source of this 4836-nucleotide messenger RNA. The record is from the annotation of a GenBank genome assembly. NCBI's taxonomy places the organism in Eukaryota, Fungi, Ascomycota, Sordariomycetes, Hypocreales, Bionectriaceae.
AUGGCUCCUCGCACGGAAUUCAGCACUGAAAAAGUGCGCAACAAGGCCCGGAAGGACCUCCUAUACAUGCUCGAGGGUGUUCGAGGGAAGAAAAAUGUUGUCUUUGAUCGCAGUUUGGUCGGCCCGAUCGGCACUAUUGUAAAGGCCACCACCCUUCAGGAAUACGGGGUCGACAAGUUCUUUGUACUUGAAAACAACAAUGUCGAUACGAGCCAGCGCAACGUCGUUUUCAUCGUGAGAGGCGAGUCCGGCAGGCAUGCCGAGGCAGUCGCAGCCCAAAUCAAACGAGUUCAACGUGAGAGCCAGACCGGUCAUGAAUUUCACAUCUUCUGGGUGCCCCGCCGGACACUACUAUCCGAUCAAAUACUCGAGGAAUCAGGUGUUUUGGGUGACGUGAACGUUGCCGAAUUGCCAUUAUCAUUCUUUCCUUUGGAGAAUGAUGUGCUGUCUCUCGAGCUGAACGACUCUUUCCGGGACCUGUAUCUCUCAAAGGACAUCACUCCCAAUUUCUUAAUGGCCAAGGCUCUCAUGGAAAUCCAGCAGAAUCACGGGCUAUUUCCCCGGAUCAUUGGAAAGGGAGAUAACGCCAAGAAGGUUGCCGAUCUUCUGGGACGGAUGCGACAAGAACUGCUGGCAGGCGGGGACUCCAGCGAAGCGAACCGUGCGGGCCUAACACCAAGCACGACAAAUGACAGUGUUAUCAUAAUCGAUCGCGAGGUUGACUUCGUCACGCCUCUUCUUACCCAGCUUACGUACGAAGGCCUCAUCGAUGAGGUGUUUGAGAUACAGAAUAAUCAGACGAAGGUCGAUACUGCAAUCGUCGGUGCCCCCGCUCAGUCUCAGUCCUCGGCAGCGACACCGCAGAGUCGAAAACGAACAAUCCAGCUCGACUCGAGUGACAAACUCUACGAUCAGCUUCGCGAUGCAAACUUUGCUAUUGUAGGAAGCCUCCUCAACAAAGUCGCCCGCCGGUUACAGCAAGUCCAAUCCGAUUACGAGACCAAGCACAAGACCAAGACGAUUGCGGAGCUCAAAGAGUUCGUGGGCCAGCUUCCCGGUUACCAGCAAGAGCACCAAAGCGCUAGGAUACACACAGGACUAGCGGAGGAGAUAAUCAAGCACACCCGGUCGGAUCAAUUCAAGGGAUUACUGGAGGUGCAGCAGAAUAUCGCCGCUGGCGCCGACCCCUCGACCCAGGCCGACAGAAUCGAAGAGCUCGUGGCCCGGGAUACUCCGAUACGAGAGGUUUUGAGAUUACUGUGCAUUUACUCAUGCAUAUCAGGUGGGAUCAAGCCAAAAGAAUUUGACCACUUCAAACGCCUGAUACUACAAGGUUACGGCCACCAACAUAUCCUCACUUUGAACAGCUUAGAAAAACUACAACUCUUCCUUUCGCGCUCAUCGCCCCUAGCAGGGAUGAUACCAAUGACGGGCAACGCCGGGCCGAGCGGCGGGGCGAAAACGAAUUAUACAUACCUGCGAAAGCAGUUGCGUCUAAUCGUGGACGAGGUUCAAGAGGACGACCCGAACGAUAUCGCUUAUGUGUACAGCGGUUAUGCGCCACUUUCUAUCCGUCUCGUCCAAUGCAUCCUGCAAAAGCAGUACCUAUUGAGCGUAACCAAGGGAGGUGGCGCAAACAUCGCCAAUGCGGCUCUCUCGUCGGGUGCCGCUACCCAAGGCUGGCAUGGCUUUGACGAUGCUGUCAAGCACGUGCGGGGCCAAACAUUCUAUGAGCUUCAAAAGGGAGAGGACAAGGCUGUAAAAGCAAGAGCCCUCCUUUCCGGAAGCGGGAAUAGGCAAACGGUCUUUGUAGUGUUCGUUGGCGGUAUCACGUUUACGGAGAUUGCGGCACUUCGAUUCAUAGCCAAGCAAGAAGAGACGCCCGACCUCUCGCGGCAGAGUUCGUCGUCGAACCUGUCGUCCGAGGUCGCUCCGGAAAUAGUCGUGUGGACUGAGGACAUGGACCUUGACAGCCCGAGUCAGGAUGACUCCGAUGUCCUGUCGGAUCUGGAUAUGAGCAGUGACGAAGCACCCGACUUUUAUGGACUGUCCAGACAGGCUGGUGAAGAAUCUGAUGAGGAUGAUGAGGCAUUCGAGGAGGGCAGUGAAGCCCCCGAAGAUGACGACGAAGCAUCCGGGCUUGGCGAUGCAUUGCUCGGGGAAGUCGCUGUGGCAUCGGAGAGCGUCAAUGCUGCACUAAGGGAGACCCACGAAGCAUCCGAGGAUGAGGCAGCACUCGGUGAUGUCGACGAACCAUCCGAGGACGAUGAUGAACUACUCAAGGAUGUUGAUGAGGCGCCUGAGGAAGUUGAUGAUGAACUCAAAGACGCUGAUGGGAUGCUUGAAGAUGCCAAUGAAGUGUCCGAAGUCAAUAGCGCCCUUGAAGACGCCGAUGGAGCGCCCGAAAAUGUUGAUCAAGCACUUCAAGACGUUGAAGAAGCACUUGAGGUCGCCAAUGAAGCCAAGGAAGUUCUGGCUGUCCCGGCAGGGGGUGAAGCAGUGCGAUCCGUCUCCUCGCCAUCAGCCUUGACCGAACUCUCCGAACUGUCCUCCUUAUCUUCAAAUGUAUCAAGCAAGGCCACGACACCUUUCGACGCAGAUGCUUCUAGAGGGGAGGAUCCUCCCAGGGUCAUUGUUCUGGAGGGCCGGAGCCGUGUGGGGGGAAGAGUGUAUUCUCGCGAACUGAAAACGCAAUCUUCUGAGAAGAACCCUCAGUUUGAAGGCAAGAGACUCUCAGCCGAGAUGGGCGGUAUGAUCAUCACUGGCUUCGAUCGUGGAAAUCCCAUGAAUAUUCUUGUACGGGCACAGCUUGGGAUCCCGUACCACGCCUUGACAGCCGAUACCACCAUCUACGAUAAUAAUGGCAAGCCAGUGGAUAUGGUCCGAGAUCUACUAGUAGAAAAACUUUACAACGAUUGCUUGGAUCGUGUGAGUGAAUUUAAGCAUAAGUCACAACCAUCCAAAUUAAUCGAAGGAAAGCGCGAUCUCAUUGAGGAUGGCCGCGACGCUCCCGGAGAUGGCAACAAAACCAUCAUGCAGGCAGAGGAAGCCACCGCAGCUUUGCCUCAUGCCCCUCCAGUCUCACUACAGAGUGUUCCAGAACAGGUAAAUAUGGUCCCUGUGUCAUCGGACAAAGUAACUGGCCGUGUACACACUCAGCCUGGGGUUCCUGCCACUCUCAAGGCGUCCGAAAAGGCCAAGCUCAUGGGAUGGGACGUAAAAGCAGGUUCUACUGACAGUGAUAACGUUGAUCUGAACGAUGCAGUCAAUCAGGAGGGGGCUACACUCGGCUCGGUUCUGGACUAUGCAUUAUCGCAGUACAAGCAUCUCAUUGAUUUGACGCCUCAAGAUUUCCGGCUCUUCAAUUGGCACGUUGCCAAUCUAGAAUACAGCAAUGCCACCAACCUUCAUCGACUCAGCCUACCACUUUGGGACAUUGAUGCUGGCAAUGAAUGGGAGGGGCAUCAUACCAUGAUUGUGGGUGGAUAUCAAAGUGUAGCCCGAGGCCUUGUCCACUGCCCAGAGCCGCUGGAUGUCAGGACGAACUUUCCUGUCAAAAGUAUCAAAUACAGAGCCGAGGCUUCAAACAGCGGCCCUGCUAUUAUUGAAUGUGAGGAUGGCACCGUGGUAGAGGCCGACACUAUUGUGUGCACGAUUCCUUUGGGCGUGCUCAAGCAGAACAGCAUCACUUUCGAUCCUCCGCUUCCAACCUGGAAGACAGGCGUUGUGGGCCGUCUUGGCUUCGGCAUCCUGAACAAGGUUGUUUUAAUCUACGACAAGAUCUUCUGGGAGCCUGAUAGGCACAUCUUUGGAGUCUUGAGGGAUCCUCCAAACCGCCACAGCACAAACCAAAAGGACUAUGGAGUGAACCGCGGCCGCUUUUUUCAAUGGUUCAAUGUUUCCAACACGACGGGCGUCCCUUGCCUGAUUGCUCUGAUGGCAGGCGAUGCAGGCUUCGAAACUGAGCAUUCCAACAAUGAUGUUCUGGUUGCAGAGGCCACUGAGAUUCUACGAGGCGUAUUCGGAAGCGAUGUUCCGUAUCCUGUUGAGGCUAUGGUUACCAGAUGGGGUUCCGACCGAUUUGCAAGAGGAAGUUAUUCAUCCGCAUCCCCUGAAAUGCAGCCGGAUGAUUACGAUGUAAUGGCACGGCCAAUUGGAAAUCUCUUUUUCGCCGGGGAGCACACAAUCGGCACGCAUCCAGCGACGGUUCAUGGCGCAUACAUGUCAGGGUUGCGAGCAGCCUCGGAGGUGUUGGAGGCGAUGUUGGGCCCGAUCGAGGUCCCGACACCGCUCGUCCUGCCGAAGGAUUCGCUGUUACUUCAGAAACGCCAAGAAUCGGCAAAGGACCCUCGCAAAGCUCUCCUGGAAGCCUAUGAGUUGGAAGUUUGGCACCAUUUGCAAUUGCAUAUUGGACAUCGCCCAGUCCGGCCCAGCAAACCGCCUGGUAACGCUUACAUGCUGUUCAGCAGGGAGAGGUUUGAGGAGGCACGGAAGCUGUGUGAAGAGAAUCGAAAGCCCGGCAGAACUAAAUCAGCCCCGAAUGAGGUCCGAGUGAUGACUUCCAAGAUGUGGAAGAAUGCCUCACCAGACGAGCGCAAACCCUACGAGGAACAGGCCACAGAAAACAAGAAGGCCUACGCAGAAGCUUUACUGCGGCACACGGAGGAGUCCGAGAAGUGGGACCGCCAGGCAAUUGCGUUGCGGGCGGCAUACGAGAAAGAGAACCCAAAACCGGUAGAGGAAGAGAAACUCACCCCAGACGAAGGGCCGGGCCCCAAGCAUCGUCGAGUCAGACCCGUGAGCUAUGCCGAGGACCGCGAUGAGGACCGCAAUUGA